AGUGGUCCAUGGGUACUUUAUCUGUUGUCUUCAUUCACAUUUAUUUUCAGGGAAAUUGACAUGGCAAAGCAGAAAGUAACAAUGCCACUACCAACACGUCCAGAACCUCCAUCUUUGCAAGAAAUGACGGAGGAUAUUGAGAAGGCCGAAGAUGGUGAUAUCGUUUUCAAUUUUUAUGGUGUUUAUCAGAACACAGCAGACACUCCAUUAUUUUCUCAAACUGGAAUCAUGAGCGACUCUUAUGAAGAACAAUCACCAAGAAAAUCUCCUAUUGCCAUGGCAACAAAUGAUGAAGCAGACAGUGAUCAAACAGCCGCCAUCGAUACUUGCUAUGAGAAGGCCAAGAGAUACAUAGAAAUGAAUGAGUAUUUGGCGAAAUCAAAUGAAAAACUUUCAAGACAGUAUGAGGAGUUGCAAAAUACUGGACAACAUUUAACUCAGUCCAUAGAACAACUGAGGACGCAAACAGCUCAGAUUAAGCAUUGAGAAUAAUGUUGAUACAUUGUAUAGCAAACCAUGUCUCUGAUUACAAGAUGCUGGAUUAACAUGCAUCAAUUUUUCAUGCUUGUAUGAAAUUUUGAGUGUCUGAAAUGUUAAAAUACAGUAUCUAGAUCUGAUAAUUUUAACUUAAAUAAAAUGCUGUGAGGUGUGUGAAGAUCCAGUUUAA
Molecule: messenger RNA, 667 nt
Organism: Saccoglossus kowalevskii
Lineage: Eukaryota; Metazoa; Hemichordata; Enteropneusta; Harrimaniidae
Source: RefSeq, a predicted model, not a curated record